Molecule: messenger RNA, 2313 nt
Organism: Naegleria fowleri
Lineage: Eukaryota; Heterolobosea; Eutetramitea; Acrasida; Naegleriidae
Exons: 1
Coding region: 1-2313 (770 amino acids)
Biological process (GO): RNA methylation
Molecular function (GO): methyltransferase activity
Source: RefSeq, a predicted model, not a curated record
AUGAUGCCAUCCUCCUCCUCCUCCUUCUCCUCGUCGUCUUUAUCACCUAUGAACCAUCCUCCUAAUAUUCCUACUCCUCCUAAUAAUGAAGAGGAAGAAGAGGAUAUGUAUCACCAUCAUCAUGAUGAACUACCACUACACGGGAACACCUCCUCCUCCUCCUCAACAACAACAACAACAUGUUGUUCAUCAUCACCUCUCAAUGCAUUGAAACAAUUUUGUGAAAGAUAUCAUGUACCUAUUGAAGAAUAUUAUCCAAAUGCUCCUCCUCCUCCUCCUCCUCCUUCGAGUGAUCAAUGUCAUGUCGAUGCUAAUGCUGCCACUACAACUACUACUACUACUACAACAACUACUACUACUUGUCAAGAAAAUAAUUCCAAAGUGCAUCAUGAUGAUGACUUUGUGACUCGGAAUGAAUCCAUUCGUUAUUUUAGAAUUUCAUUUCAAAGUCUCAUUCGUAGUAUGUCUUUCACGAAUGACACCUGUGAGUUCACUCAAUCUAAAUCAUCAUCAUCUAAAUCAUCAUCAUCUGAAUCAUCUGAAUCAUCAUCAUCACCACCACUCACUUCUUACAACAAGUUCAUUCAAAAUAUUCUCACAUCCAUUCACUCUCAAUGUGGUCACUUUCCACAACCCAUUCCAUCAAAUCUUCAAUCGAAUUCAUUGAUGUCCUCUCCUCACAGUCAUGACAUGACUCUCAAUGUGAUUCAAAAUAACACCACUUCCUCUCCCACUUCCUCUCAUCAUCACUACAAUUAUCAUCACUACUUCAAUUAUUAUCAAAUUUAUACUCUUCCAAAGAGUGUUUCUAUUGCUCAUUUAUUGGAAUAUAAAAAUGGAAUUAUUUAUGGAGUAGAUAUUAGUAGUAUUUAUUGUAUCUUGUCAUUGGAAAAGAUUUUAUUGAAUUCAAGAACAACAACAAGAAAUGAUUCAAAUACAUCUCAAUCAUUACCCAAUGUUUUGGAUAUUUGUACUGCACCAGGUACAAAAUCAUGUCUAUUACAUGAUUUGUAUAAAAGUAGAAUUUCAUUCUCACAUUCAUCAUCACUCACACAUUCAUCAUCAUCAAUCUCUUCUGACAUGAAUAGCAACACUAACAGUACAGAUCUGUACAACCAUCCUUCAAUACUCUCUUACAUUCAUACGAUUACUGGAAUUGAUAAUAAUUAUCAUCGAAUCAUGACAUGUAAAAAUAUAUUUAAAAAGUAUCAUUUAAAUGAUAUUCGAUUAAUCUAUGCAGAUGGAACAAAUUAUUCCACACACUAUGGACCACCUACACGAAUGAAAAGAUUUAAAUAUAUUGAAAAGGUAAAAGAAUUACCAAAGAAUGGAAUUUUAAUUUAUGAAAAAUAUGGUUCAACAACAACAACUAGAAAGAGAAUGAAACAAGAGGUCAUCAUGUCGACGACGAAAUUGGUGAAUACAUGUCCAAAUAUGACAAAAUUGGUGAAUACAAGUAAUGAUUCAAAUAUUAGUAAUGAUGAUACAAGGAUUCUCAAUGAUUCAAAUAUUAGUAAUGAUGAUGAUUAUGAAAUGAAAAAGAAGAGAAAAUCUUCCUUAUUAGUAGUGACUCGUACGACUCAUUCAACGAACUUGUCCAACACUCAUGAAGAGAAACAAGAGGAUACAUCAUGUAUGAACAUGACCAAUUCCAACAACACAAAUACCAUCACUACCACCAUCACCACCACCACCACUAUGAAUACCACCACCACUAUGAAUACCUCACCCAACAUGUCCAUCCAUGACCAUUCAAUUAUUCCUUCUUCUUCUUCUCUUCGUCCUAAAAAUAUAUUUGAAUCUCUUUCACCUCUCUAUGAUAUUGUCAUUGUAGAUGCAGAAUGUAGUACAGAUGGUAGAGUUCAAUAUUUUAGAAAUAAUUUGAAACAAAUUCAAUACACAUUGGAUCAUAUGGAACAUAUUGUGAAUUUACAAAAACAAUUAUUAGAGAAUGCAUUUGUGAAUUGUUUGAAAGCAUCCUCAUCAUACUCAUCCUCCUCGUCACCAUCAUCACAACACUCGUAUGGAAUUCUCUUGUAUUGUACAUGUUCAUUCACUGUAGAACAAAAUGAACAUGUGAUUCAAUAUUUAUUGAACAAGUAUAAUAAGAGUGAUGAUGAGGAUCUUACAAACUCUCAAAAAUUUGGUAUUGAAUUAAUUCAUCCCUUCAAAGAUAGUCCAGUAUUGAAAUAUUUAAAUAUACCCUAUGUGGAAUCAAGUGUAUUGCCAAAUACCAUUCGAAUCAUACCCUCACAAUCUCAAAGUAAUACAUGUCUCUAUAUUGCCAUGCUACGAAAGUGUUUGAAAGAAUAA